Molecule: messenger RNA, 2867 nt
Organism: Chinchilla lanigera (long-tailed chinchilla)
Lineage: Eukaryota; Metazoa; Chordata; Mammalia; Rodentia; Chinchillidae
Gene: Tsc22d2
Product: TSC22 domain family, member 2
Biological process (GO): regulation of transcription by RNA polymerase II
Source: RefSeq, a predicted model, not a curated record
CGGGCCGGGCGGCUCCCCUCCGGGGCCCGGCGCGCAGGCUCUGCAGCCGACGAAUGUAACCCUGGCGCAGCCGGCCGCGCCCCUACCUCCGCAGCUCCGCGCGCCUGCGACGCAGCAUGCCCAGCACUUCGCCUACCCCCAGCCCCAGAUGCAGCCCGCGCACUUGCUGCCGGGCCCGCCCUCGGGCCAGAGUGAGUACUUGCAGCCGCUCGCGGCCGCCUUCCAGCCGCCCAGCCCCGCGCAGCCCUCCUCCGCCGGCGCCGGGGCCGCCGCCCCUCCUGCGGCCAGCUUUCCGGUGGGCUCCGGCCAGAAUGCCUCUUCGCUGGGUGUGCAGAUGAGGGCCACGUCUUCCCAGCCCAGUGACGCGGUGGCCCCGGGACCGGGACUAGUACCAGGCGGGCAGGCCGCGCCUUGUCAGCCGGCUGGGGUGACCCCGGCUGCUGUUGGAGGCGUGGCGCAGCCGGGCAUGGCUUCUACCGGGGCCGGGCCGCCUCAGUCCGUGCCUCCGCCGCAGAUCGGUGGCAGUGCUCAGCUGUCAGCUGUGCCUGGUGGCCCUCACACCGUGGUGCCCGGAGUUCCAAACGUGCCUGCAGCCGUGCCCGCUCCCAGCGUGCCUAGUGUGUCUAGCACUUCUGUUACUAUGCCAAAUGUACCUGCGCCUCUGGCCCAGUCGCAGCCGCUAAGCAGCCAUACACCAGUCAGCAGGAGCAGCAGUGUAAUCCAGCACGUUGGGCUGCCCUUAGCUCAAGGCACACACAGUGCACCAACAAGUCUACCACAGUCUGACCUAAGUCAAUUUCAGACUCAGACCCAGCCUUUAAUCGGGCAAGUUGACGAUACUAGAAGAAAAUCAGAACCCCUACCUCAACCACCACUUUCUCUCAUUGCUGAAAAUAAGCCUGUUGUGAAGCCACCUGUUACAGAUUCCCUGGCAAACCCUCUUCAGUUAACACCUAUGAACAGUCUUGCCACCUCUGUGUUCAGCAUAGCUAUUCCUGUUGAUGGUGAUGAAGACAGGAAUCCUUCAACUGCUUUCUACCAAGCGUUCCAUUUGAACACGUUUCAGGAAUCAAAGAGCCUCUGGGAUAGUGCAUCUGGGGGAGGUGGUGUAGCCAUUGACAACAAAAUUGAACAAGCAAUGGAUCUGGUGAAAAGCCAUUUGAUGUAUGCAGUAAGAGAAGAAGUGGAAGUUCUAAAGGAACAGAUAAAAGAAUUAGUUGAAAGAAACUCUUUACUUGAACGUGAAAAUGCACUGUUAAAAUCUCUUUCAAACAAUGAUCAAUUAUCCCAACUCCCAGCCCAACAGGCCAAUCCUGGUAGCACUUCUCAACAGCAAGCAGUGAUAGCACAGCCUCCGCAGCCAACGCAACCUCCACAGCAGCCGAAUGUCUCCUCUGCAUAAAGCUUUCUUAAGCCUCAUUAAGGAAAAACACCGAAAGCAAUCUAUCCUUGUGUGCCACUGGUAUUCUUUUCCUCCACUUUAUACAAAAGCAAGUAGCCAUGCUUCGGUUGUGUGUUUGGCCUUUUCAGUAUUAGACAAUCAUUCUACAAGAGCUUUUCCUCUAAAAUGUCAUGCAGCACUGUUGAUGUCCAGUUCUCUGUCAUCAGUACACAAGGAGAAUAAUAGAUGGGGUUUACUAAAGCAAGCGAAGUCUGCAUUUUUCCUGGUGCACAUGAGUGGGGUCUGUAAGCAUUUGGGUGGCUCUCCCAUGUUUCCUAUUACCCGUGGAUUUACCUUGAGCCUUCUUCAUCAUAUAAAUAACAGUUCAUCUAAAGAGCCACUUUUCUUUCAGUAUCAGUAACAUUUGCCUACAUAAGUUUUCAUUUAUUUGUGUUUUAUUUAUUACAGGGCUGCUAUUUUCAUAAUGUACAUGAACAAUGUCACAGAACUUUUUUUAAUUUUUUUGGAUAAUUAUAAGUAUCAGUAAAGGAAUUAAAAGACAGGAUUGCGUUUAAUAGAUAAAACGUUUAGGCAAUAAUUGAACAAAAGAAUCCUGGCAUAUUUCUAACACUAAUGGCAAUUUACCUUUGGUAUUUAUUUUCAGUAGUAAAGACCCAGCUUGAAUGUAAAUUUUGUAUAGUGUAAGUAUGAAGAACAUAGUGCAACUGUACAGGUAGUCACCAGUUAUUGUGAUAUAAUAAAUAAUCGGGCUAUUUUGAUGAAGAAAACUUUGUUCAUUUGUUUCUACUUUCUAAUAGAGAAAUUGCCACGAUUCCUCUGCUUUUCAACAUUUCGUAUGAGUUUUUUUUUCCAGGUGGGAAUAAAAAGCUGUGAAAUUGUUCAACCUACUUUGUAACCAAAGAAGCAAAGCUGUGUAAUGGAGUUUUGGGUUUUGUUUUUUUUUUUUAUAUAUAUAAUGCACAUUCUUUAUGUAUUUUUAUUUAGUGUUUUUCUUGGUCACAAUUUUCUUUGCGUCUAGCAUGAUCUGCAUGACCUAUAAUCUUUGAACCACUUUCGUACCUCAUGUUUUUAUCCAGCACUCUUAUUGUAAUAUGUACUAGUCUGUGAACAAUGUCAAAUAAAAAAACGAACAGGUAGUAUGGUGGAGCUGAGCUAGUGUGCAAUACACUAGUUGUACAAAAACAAAAAUGAAGUGAGCCAUCUUUUGUUCAUUUAAAAUGGUGUUUUGAAUUUCGUAUGCAGAAAACGUUUUGUUACAUUGCAGAUUUUAAUGUAUUUAAUAAAUGCAACAUGCAGAUUAAGUGCAGUGUAUACUGAAUAUUUAAAUUAAAAUGUACAUUUCAUAAAUACAGUUUCAAGAGAAAGCAUCAUUUUGUGUAUACUAACACAUUAAGUGUAUGUCAGAAAUUGAUGUAUAAAUAUAUUUUAACACAUUUUCUGAAAUUAAACUGCAGUUUUGUUGAAA